Verruconis gallopava is the source of this 1000-nucleotide messenger RNA. RefSeq lists its product as uncharacterized. The coding region runs from base 316 to 711 and encodes 131 amino acids. The record is from RefSeq and is a predicted model, not a curated record. Lineage: Eukaryota; Fungi; Ascomycota; Dothideomycetes; Venturiales; Sympoventuriaceae. The transcript has a single exon.
UGCAGCGAAUAACGUCUUCUGUCCGCACCGUCGUUGAUCUCUUGUAUCCUUUGGAACGUUGUUGACAUCGGCAAGGCUUUCGUGGAAACCUGGCCGCGAAAUCUAUCUAAUUCCCGAACCCUCACGUUCCACGAAGUCAGGCUUCAGAUGGACUCCGGUUGUUUUCAUGACACCUCCAAAUGAUGCUGCUGUUGUGCUUCUGACUUUAACCUUGUCGUUGUCAAGUGGAACAGCUGCAUCGUCAAUCAUGAGCUCAAAAUAACUCCCCACGACAGCUUACCCGAGUGCCUGCAUCCUUUUGGUGUAGACUGCUAAAUGAAGUGUCCAGGAACACUCCACGGUGCUCCUCUUGCAUCCUUGCGAACCCAGGACGUUGUUUCCUUCGCUAGGCUUACACGCGCGAGCGUUGCCAGAGAGGCCCUCUUCCAAGUCUUCAGUGUAAACGAUUGCGCAAUGUUUUCCCCAAUUGAACAGGCUCGCUCACUCACGCGCGAUAACUUAGGUCGUUCCAGCAGGCGAAAACAAGCCUUCGGUCACGGUCUCAGCCCACACAAAGCAUUUGCGCUUUUCGCUUUUCAUCGCGCUUUGGGUGUAUGCUUGGAGUUCAAGCCUAGGAUCAGGUCUGACCCGGCAAGCGGAUCCUCAAUUAGAGCACAACCAUGUGAGAACGUCGGCACCUAUUGGUUUGGCACUGUUGCAGUGAUGCCCUAGACUGGGUCAGGCACAUAACUGGUGUCUUUAACCAAUGCCGAGCAAAUCCACUGGGGCCACAGAAUAAAGAGGGUCCGUUGAAGCAGUAGGAUCCAACUUGUCGAAUCCGAUCCUUGAUUUCGAUCUAUCUCACGGACGCGUGCUCAUUCUAUGUUCGCUGGUCUCCUUCACUUCAAGUGCAACAUCUGCACGGGACUAUAAGGUCUCGCGCCCUUGAUGCUAUGGACUGAUCUCCUCUGGAAACGCUCGACAAUGCCGUCAUGACAACAGUGAAAAUUUUAGACGUCAG